Molecule: messenger RNA, 2488 nt
Organism: Vicugna pacos (alpaca)
Lineage: Eukaryota; Metazoa; Chordata; Mammalia; Artiodactyla; Camelidae
Gene: WWOX
Product: WW domain containing oxidoreductase
Biological process (GO): positive regulation of transcription by RNA polymerase II; hippo signaling
Cellular component (GO): nucleus; cytoplasm
Molecular function (GO): protein binding; transcription coactivator activity
Source: RefSeq, a predicted model, not a curated record
GACGUCCACGCCCUUUGCCUGCAGCCUGGAGGUGAACGAAACUCUUCUCCUUCUGCAGACCCUUAGAGAGCUCACCGGCUCUUACCUCCAGCCGAGUGGCCGUGCGCGCUCGUCCAUGCUUUCCCUGCCGUUCUACUCAGGUCCCUCCCCCUUUCACUCCGGCAGUUGCGAAACUGCGGAGACUGGAUUCCGGCUGCCGAAUCGGCUGAGCGGCUCCGGGCGGCGCAGUGCGCAGGCGCGAGCGUCUGGGACCCGCGGCGCGCGGCGCUCGGUUGAAGCAGAGUGAGUUCCUGGGCGCGGAGAGGCGGUAGCCGGCGUCCGAGCAAGCGAGUGACCGGGUGCCUCCUGUGCAGCCAUGGCAGCCCUGCGCUACGCUGGCCUGGACGACACGGACAGCGAGGACGAGCUGCCCCCGGGCUGGGAGCAGAGAACCACCAAGGACGGCUGGGUUUACUAUGCCAAUCAUACCGAGGAGAAGACUCAGUGGGAACAUCCAAAAACUGGAAAAAGAAAGAGAAUAGCAGGAGAUUUGCCCUACGGAUGGGAGCAGGAAACCGAUGAGAACGGACAAGUGUUUUUCGUCGACCACAUCAAUAAAAGAACUACCUAUUUGGACCCAAGGCUGGCGUUCACCGUGGACGAUAACCCUACAAAGCCAACCGCCAGACAGCGUUACGACGGCAGCACCACGGCCAUGGAGAUCCUGCAGGGCCGGGACUUCAGCGGCAAAGUGGUCAUUGUCACCGGAGCCAAUUCAGGAAUAGGGUUUGAAACUGCCAAGUCUUUUGCCCUCCAUGGUGCGCACGUGAUCCUGGCCUGUAGGAAUAUGACAAGAGCCAAUGAAGCCGUGUCACGCAUUUUAGGAGAAUGGCAUAAAGCCAAGGUAGAAGCAAUGACCCUGGACCUCGCUGUGCUCCGUAGCGUGCAGCAUUUUGCUCAAGCAUUCAAGGCCAAGAAUGUGUCACUGCACGUGCUUGUGUGCAACGCAGCGGUGUUUGCUCUGCCCUGGAGCCUCACAAAGGACGGCCUGGAGACCACCUUUCAGGUGAACCACCUGGGGCACUUCUACCUUGUCCAGCUCCUCCAGGAUGUCUUGUGCCGCUCAGCCCCUGCCCGGGUUGUUGUGGUCUCCUCCGAGUCCCACAGAUUUACCGAUAUUAACGACUCCUCGGGGAAACUAGACUUCAGCCGCCUCUCUCCAUCGAAAAACGACUACUGGGCCAUGCUGGCUUACAACCGGUCCAAACUCUGCAACAUCCUCUUCUCCAAUGAGCUCCAUCGCCGCCUCUCCCCACGCGGGGUCACAUCAAACGCGGUGCACCCUGGAAACGUGAUGUACUCCUCCAUCCAUCGCAGCUGGUGGGUGUACACGCUGCUCUUCACCCUGGCCAGACCCUUCACCAAGUCCAUGCAACAGGGAGCCGCCACCACUGUCUACUGUGCUGCUGCUCCGGAGCUGGAGGGCCUGGGAGGGAUGUACUUCAACAACUGCUGCCGCUGCAUGCCCUCGACGGAGGCACAGAGCCAAGACACGGCCCGGGCCCUGUGGGCGCUCAGCGAGCGGCUGGUCCAGGAGGGGCUCGGCAGCCCGUCCGGCUGAGCGGGCGCUUCGGCGGGGGUCAGCACCAUGCCCCGCGCCCUGUGUGUGCACGCGCGUCAUUGCCAAGGCUGGACCCCUUCCAACUUACUGUCCUGGGGCUCUCCAUGUCCCUCUGACCCCGAUCCAGAGUAAAGAAUGUAAGAGGAGUCACAACAGAGUGAAAAAUGUUAAGUACCAAUGGGAAGCAGGGAAUUCUGGGGUUGGGUUAGGCGUGGGUCCCUCUGCUCCCCUGGUGAUGGCCCGUUUGAAAGUGAACCUUGGUAGGUGGCAGGUUCUCUGUCUCACUGUAGAAGCACAGCCAUUCUCACUCACUGUUUAGAACAGCCUGGUCCCCCCGUCCCACCCCACCACCACCACCGCCUCCUACGACCACACUGUAGUCAGGAGCUGGCUUUCUCCUGUUCAGGAAAGAAAAAGUCAAUGUUUGCGUUCAUCUAGGAGAUAAUUGUUUCAUUCAUCCUGAUCAAGUCAGAGUGGGCUUGACAGCUGCUGGAGAGGAAACUCUCUGAAUCUUGUUCCAGCCAAGAUGGAGGUGACACUUACAGAUCGGUGGAAGACACGUAACUGGAGGGUCGCAAAAGCACUGGUCCAUGGACUCCCUUGCCAAAGCUAUACAAAAGCGUCUUUAGAGAGUAUAACAACAAAUUUUGCAACACAUUCCCUAGAUACCUUGGCAGGCAGGAAAGGAAGCAUCGCACCCUUAAGAAUAAACAGGAUGUUUGGGGGAUGGGGGAUAAAAAGCUAUUCAUUCUUCACUAACAGUUUUAAGAAGCAGCCCGAUCUCGGACCGAGGUUCACAACCCCUCAGUGCAUCUGAUUAGCAUCCUCCUUCAGCUUCCUCUCGCUCCUCCCAACCUAUGCUUAAUAAAAGAACAUGCUUGAAUAUGA